Molecule: messenger RNA, 1446 nt
Organism: Ipomoea triloba (trilobed morning glory)
Lineage: Eukaryota; Viridiplantae; Streptophyta; Magnoliopsida; Solanales; Convolvulaceae
Exons: 1
Coding region: 341-1153 (270 amino acids)
Source: RefSeq, a predicted model, not a curated record
CUCUCCAUUUUUUCAUAUUUUCCGUUUGUUCAACAGUCGGCAUCGAUAGCGACACCCCACAACCCAACCCCUCACCCUUUUCAAAAAGCUCUCCGCUCCGCUCCUCUCUCUUUUUUUCUCUUCAAUUCUUUCCAUUCUUUUCGAUUCUUUUCUCUGUGGGGAAUUAAUUGCUUUCAGUCCACGCCUCCAUAGCCAGCUUCUUCACCACAUAUCCGCUCGGAGCCGCCGCCGUUAUCGCCGUUGUUGUUUGACGUCUGAACUUGAUACCUAAAGGGUUUUGAUCGUGUUGUUGGGGUUUUCUUGAUCUUGAAUUUUCCGGUAGUAUAGCGGUUUGUAUUGGAUGGCUUGCAAAAACGGCGAAUUUGAGAACCCUAAGAUGAAGGGCGGCUCGUAUUUCAACCGCUCCAUGACGAUACAUCACGGCGGCGGCUCCGCCGCCGCCGUGAAGCCGUCCGUGGAGCGGCUCGGCUCGUUUAAGCAGCUGCCGGGAUCGUCGGCGUUCGAAGCCAUGGUUUCCGUGGCCGGGAGUUCUAUAAAGGGGAAAGUGAAACAACUUUGCUCUCUCUUCGAGUACCAGAAAUCCCCACGCGCCGCCAAUUCAGUCUCCCUGCCGCUGCCGUCCCCCACCAAGGCCGCCGCCGCCGCGGCGAAAUUGCCGAAUUCCGAUUCUUCUAGGGCUUUCCAAUUUCGGCUCCCGGGGACGGAGGACAGAGUGGUAAUUUACUUCACGAGCCUCCGAGGAAUCCGGAGAACGUUCGAGGAUUGUUACACUGUUAGAAUGAUCCUUAAAAGCUUCAGAGUCCACGUGGACGAGAGGGACAUUUCCAUGGACAGUGCAUACAAGAAGGAAUUACAGAGCAUUCUUGGCUCCAAAAAUGUUACUUUGCCGCAGGUUUUCAUCAAAGGAAACUACAUUGGCGGCGCCGAAGUGAUCAAGCAAAUGAAUGAAGUGGGAGAGCUCUCCAGAUUGCUUCGAGGGCUCCCCAUUCGGCCCCCGGGAUUCGUGUGUAAAGGCUGCGGGGAUGCACGGUUCAUUCCUUGCUCAAAUUGCAAUGGGAGCAGGAAACUGUUCGAUGAGGACGAAGAACAGCUGAGGAGGUGCCCGGAUUGCAAUGAGAAUGGCCUCAUUCGCUGUCCUCUUUGCUGCGGUUGAUCCUCAUAGUCUCGUGAGUCAUUCAUCUCGUUAUGGUGUGCUCCUUAGUUUUUGGUAUCAGUAAAAAUCGAAUAGGCUUUACAUCGAAGACUAUAUAUUAUGGUUAUGGCGUGUUAAGUGAUGUACAUAUUGCGUGUGGAGGUUUGUGUUCCCGGGUGACAACUCGUUAACCCAAUGGUUUGUAAAGGUUGGCACCUACUUGGAGUGGGUGUUUGGUCUUAAGAACGAUUAAAACCUAUUACAAAAUUCGAAAAGAGAAUAAAAAAAGCAGAUUUCGAUGCUUCAUUUGUUUA